UAGAGGAGGAGGAGGAGGAGAAGGAGGAGGAGGAGGAGGAGGAGAAGGAGAGGUUCCGGUGUGGGAAAAGACAGAGGGUUGGUCUGUUAUAGGUGGGAAGACUCACCAGUUGUGAGCUAAGGUGAGGGAGGAAGGGAGAGAGGGAGAAAGGAGGUGGUUGGAGGAGGAGAGGAUGGGAAGGGACAGAGAACGAACUCCUGAUGAGAGCGGCGAGCGGGGUCGUUCGCCGAGUAGGGAAUGGGGGGACCGGUCGCCGGGGAGGAGGGAGAAAGAGAGAGGUGGUGGGGAGGAGGGAGGGAGUCCUCCUCCGGCUAGCGAGUUAGCGUCAUCGAAGAGAGGGCGGCGCGACCGGUCGGGGAGUCCUCGGUCGCCGGGAGAGGCAAGGGCAUUGCGAAAGCGAUCCCGGUCGCCGUCCAAGCGGGAGGUGGAGAGAGAGAGGGAGAGGAGACCGGUCGCCCGAAGCCGGAGCCGAAGUAAGGAGAGAGAAAGGAGGAGAGGCAGCAGAGAUAGAGGAGGGGGGAAGGGAGGUGGUCGCAGCCGAAGCCGCAGCAGGAGCAAGGAGAGAGAAAGAGAGGGUCGGAGAGGGAGGAGUAGGAGUAGGAGCAGGAGCAGGAGUCGGGACAGAGGGCGCGGUAGAUCGCGCAGCAGGAGUCGGGACAGAAAAGACAGAGCGGACAGUCGUGACAGAAAAGAUAGAGGAGAUAGACAUAGGUCGAGGAGGAGUAAUAGCAGGAAGGAUCGAGAAGACGGGAGCGACAGAAAAAGAGCUAAGUAUGAUGGCGAUGGUGAUGGCGAUGAAGAUGAUGAGGGUGAAGAAGAAGAUGAUGUCUCGGAACGGAGGACCUCAAGAAAGCAGGGCACAGAGCAAGGCAAACGAGCAGAGACGUGGUUUACUUGUGGUGUGGAAUUCUCGGUGAAUGAACGAUGAAGUAUCAGAGUAAAGGAGCAAGAGGCGG
Chara braunii is the source of this 956-nucleotide messenger RNA. NCBI's taxonomy places the organism in Eukaryota, Viridiplantae, Streptophyta, Charophyceae, Charales, Characeae. The record is from the annotation of a GenBank genome assembly.